This is a messenger RNA of Arctia plantaginis, 699 nucleotides long. NCBI's taxonomy places the organism in Eukaryota, Metazoa, Arthropoda, Insecta, Lepidoptera, Erebidae. The record is from the annotation of a GenBank genome assembly.
AUGCGGCCCCUUAAGCCUCGUCUGAGUAAAAGAGCUGCAAAAACCGUGGUGGCUGCAGUAUGGGGUGGAGCGUUAGCAACAGCGGCACCGGUUUCUGUAGUGUCACAGCUGCAGAGGCCUACCAUGUGGCAUCAAUACUGUCAAGCAGAUAUGUGUUUGGAGCAAUGGGAACAUUCAUGGCAGAGUACACAAUACACUAUCUCGCUAUUAGUUCUGCAGUUUGCAUUGCCACUAUGCGCGCUUAUUGCAACUUACGCGCGAAUAGCUUGUGCGGUGUGGGGCGGCCGACCACCUGGAGAAGCGCAAGGCGAUCGAGAUACGCGGUUACAGCAAUCUAAGAGAAAGAUGGUCAAGAUGAUGGUGAUUGUAGUGACGGUAUUCACAAUAAGCUGGCUACCUCUCAACAUGUUUAUUGUAUUGUGGACGAUACAUGAACAUGACGAGAGCUGGGGCAUGUGGCCGGGGAUGCCGUACGUUUGGUUCGCGAGUCACUGGCUUGCCAUGUCACACUCUUGUUACAACCCCAUUAUAUAUUGCUACAUGAAUGGAAGAUACAGGCGCGGAUUCAAGCAGGCUUUCGGGUGUUUAUUUCACAUGCGAUUGGAUACCCCUUCUCGUCACCGGUCUAGUGCCUUUGAAGGAGUACAAAUGUCUGCGAUUAUUCUUGAGCAGAGUCUCGAAAUACCGGUACCUAAGUAA